Molecule: messenger RNA, 1752 nt
Organism: Leucoraja erinaceus (little skate)
Lineage: Eukaryota; Metazoa; Chordata; Chondrichthyes; Rajiformes; Rajidae
Gene: taf13
Product: TATA-box binding protein associated factor 13
Exons: 4
Coding region: 107-487 (126 amino acids)
Biological process (GO): transcription by RNA polymerase II
Cellular component (GO): transcription factor TFIID complex
Molecular function (GO): protein heterodimerization activity
Source: RefSeq, a predicted model, not a curated record
CCCUCUCAUGUGACCUGCUCCCGCGUCCUCCCACGUGACUUAUCUGUCACACGUCACGUGGGCCGCCUUUUCACGUGACCUCGAUGACGCUCCGUCGCUGAGGAAGAUGGCGGCGGCGGAGGAGGACGACGAGGUGGCGUUUGAUGAUGAUGUGGAGGAGAGUGGAAGUGGCGCAGAGAGUGGACAUGGCAGAAGAAAAAGAUUAUUUUCUAAAGAAUUGAGAUGUAUGAUGUACGGCUUUGGGGAUGAUCAGAAUCCUUAUACUGAAUCGGUGGACAUCCUGGAGGAUCUUGUCAUAGAAUUUAUCACUGAAAUGACGCACAAGGCCAUGUCGAUAGGACGUCAGGGACGAGUCCAAGUAGAAGAUAUUGUCUUUCUCAUUCGUAAAGAUCCUCGGAAGUUUGCAAGAGUGAAAGACCUGCUGACAAUGAAUGAAGAAUUGAAACGUGCCAGGAAAGCUUUUGAUGAAGCUAAUUAUGGCUCUUAGGUCCACACAGAGGAGCAAAUAGUAAUGCACUUUAGACUAUCUCUGAAACACGUACCUGAAGCACAAUGUUUCAUCUCAAGAUCGUACUUCAAAUAUCACAAGGUGCCGCAGGGAACUUCAACGUCUACAGCACAGCAGAGAGUCUGAAGAUGGGCCCCGACCCGAAACGUCGCCUAUCCUUGUUCUCCACAGGUGCUGCCUGAACUGCUGAGUUACUCCAGCAUCUUCUCUUUUUUUGCAGAUUAAUUUCCUUUUUUGUAAUCACAAUGUAAACAUUGUUAUUGGCUGAAGAAUUGAAUGGAGCAAUCCUUGUAGCUUGGCCUUUAUGUACCUAUCAGGAAACAGUAUAUUAGACAUUAACUAAGUUGGUCUGGUCUGCAGCAGUAACUGUUAUGGAAAUCUAAUGCCUUGGCCUUAAUGAAAAACAAAUAGUGUAAUGGAAUUUGAGUGCAAGAAAUAAUUGGACCAGAAAUAAUUCCAUACCCAAUUUAAAGGUAUACAUUCUGUCCAUAAUAAUUUAUAAUAGGACUCAAUUUAUGUAUUUUGGAAUAGAAAGUGACAUUUAACCUUGUCUUGUGAUUGUAACUCCUGCAAGUGAUGCCACAUAGAAACAUAGAAAUUAGGUGCAGGAGUAGGCCAUUCGGCCCUUCGAGCCUGCACCGCCAUUCAAUAUGAUCAUGGCUGAUCAUCCAACUCAGUAUCCCUGCCACAGCACCAUCGCUGAGAUAACGUAUAAAGAGAUUUUGACAGGUUUACGUUAACGUUUUUAAAAUAAAUGUGGAUGUUUUCAUGUGUGAUCCUGACAGGAAGUAUGCAUAGGUAAUAUUUGCAUAAAGGCACAAAGCAAAAUAUCACAAGGCAUUUCUCCCUGUGACCACAUAGGUUUCCUCCUGAUACUCCAGUCCUUCCAUAUCCCAAAGACAUGUGGGUUUGUAGGUUAAUUAGCCUCUAAAUUGCCCCCAGUAUGUAGGGAGUGUAAAGUGGGAUAACAUAGAACUAUUGAGAACGGGUGAUCGAUGUUUAGUGUGGACUCGGUGGGCUGAAGGGCCUGUUUCCAUGCUGUAUCUCUAAACUGAAUCAUGGAGAUUUGUUUUGGAGCCGAUUUGCUUUUUUUUUUAGUAGCUACUUACCUUUUAUAUGGUCCUCGACAUUUUGGGAAAAGUGUUUGUUUGAAUUUUGGAGCCUUUCCAAAAAAUUCAUAUCGUCGAACCAAUGGGUAAUUGAUGAAAUAAAAACGUACAAGAUAUUGUGCACAUUCAAGUUUA